Messenger RNA from Anguilla anguilla (European eel), 1858 nucleotides. RefSeq names its product coiled-coil domain-containing protein 173-like. NCBI's taxonomy places the organism in Eukaryota, Metazoa, Chordata, Actinopteri, Anguilliformes, Anguillidae. The record is from RefSeq and is a predicted model, not a curated record. The transcript is spliced from 9 exons. The coding region runs from base 193 to 1851 and encodes 552 amino acids.
GAAUUCCUAGGCAAUGCAACCAUGGUGACGUAAAUGUUUAUCGUUGCUUGGAGACGAAAGGAUUUCAAUGGAUUUUCAUUACACUCCGAAUUUUAGCUGCAGUGGAAUUCAGCGUUUGUGAGUGACCUGCUUUAAAUUCUAUGACUGAGUAACGUUAUGAAGACAGAAAAUUGAAAUAAAAGUCAAGUGAAGAUGGCAACGGUCUCAGCACCACAAUAUAACAGAAUGAAAAACUCCAGCAUGAAUUUCAUUUUACAGUCUAUGGAGGAAACAACCACACCGGUGCGUCUCCCAGAUCUCCGUCAAGUCACAGUUUUGCCAAAAACUGACUGGCUCCGGAUUCAAGACAACCUAAACCAUGUCAAUAAGCACAAGGAGAACCUUCUAGAGGCAUCGAAGGAACGGUAUGAUUUGCACCUGCGUUCCAAAGAAGUGGUAAAAUUCUGGUCCAACACCAUCGCAGGGCAAAGACAGAAGAAAUUGGAGGCGAAAAAAAUACGAGAGGAAAUUGAAGAGGAGGAAAAGAAACAGAUUGAUUUAGAGGAGGCUGAGUACCAGAAACAAAAGCGGAAAGAAGCCAUUGCAAAAGCAAAAAGUCAACAGUACUUCCAGACUGACCGAGUGAAAGGAUUUCAUAGCAGCCUCUUGCUGACAGAGGUCUUGAAGGAACGGGAGGCUCAGAUGGAGCUGAAACAGAGGAAGCAGAUGGCCUCUAAAGACGUGAACAGGGACAUCAUGGCACAGCUAAAGCAGAAAGAUGAGGAGGCCUUGGAGCAGGAGCGGCAGAGAGCAGUGCAGAGGAAGCAGGAGAGAGAGGACGUUGCUGAGUUCCUGAAGCAACAGAUAAAGGAGCAAGAGGCCAUUAUGGAAAAGGAGAAACUGGACAAAAAGAAAGAAGCAGAUGAACUCCAGAAGCUGAAAGAGCUUCACGGCUGGGAGCGGAGCAUGUAUGAGCAAAAGAAGCAAGAAGAGAAGAGAAACGUUAUGAGAGCUCAUCUGGAGCAUUUGUCCAACCGAAACCUCAUCAGAGCAAUAGAAAUACAGAAACAAGAAGCAGAAGACGAGUGUCGGAGACUUUUCUCAAGUGCAAAGCAGAAAAUGAUGAAGAUGAGGAAAGAGAAGGAGGCAGAGAUGUUUAGUGAGGUGCAGAGGCACACGGAGAAAAUGGUAGAGAGGCUGGCAACACAGCUGCAGGAGAAGACCAGCAACGAUGAGGAGCUCAUCGCCAACGCCGUGACACUGCGGGAGGCAAGGCUGGAACGAGAGCAGAGGGAGAACGAAGCGAAAAAGAAAGCAAUGCUGGACUCCAUCACAGCGCACAGAGCAGCCGUGCAUCAAGAACAGGAGCAGAAGAUCAAAGAGGAAAGGCAAAGGGCUCUGGAGAUGCUUCAAGCCAAGAAAGAGUCAGACAAGAUAUUCCUGGAAAAACAACAGCUGAAGGCACAAAAAAUGAAGGAAAACUGUGUGGCAUUACAAGACUUCCAUGUUCACCAAAUGGCUGAAAGACGAGCCAAGGAGCAACUUGUAAAAAAAGAACAGCUGGAUUUCGAGGUGAAAAACACAGAGCUUGUUGCUGCAGAGGAGCAGCAGUUCCAGAAGUAUGCUGAGGAAGUGAUUAACACCGCCACAGAGGCCAAGAGGAACACACUUCCCCUCCGCAAGGCUGCCAGAGAGGGCAUUGGGGGUGGAUUGGGCCCCAUUUUUGGAGGACUGAGACCCAGUUACCUGGUUCAUGACAGCACUGGUGUCGAACUGCCCAAGUAUGUCUCUUACAAAACCCAAGACAUAAAGGAGUUAUACGAGACAAAUGACAUCCAGCUGGCAAAGAAAAGACUGGGAUUUUCAUGGUAAUGCAAAA